GUUGUGUUGCUGAUCAGGAAACAUGGCUGCCCACCUCUCGUACGGCAGAGUGAAUUUAAACAUUUUAAGGGAAGCAGCGCGGAAAGAGCUUCGAGAGUUUUUAGACAAAUGUGCGGGAAGCAAGGCCAUAGUUUGGGAUGAAUAUCUGACGGGACCUUUUGGACUGAUAGCUCAGUACUCUUUACUGAAGGAACAUGAAGUGGAAAAGAUGUUCACCCUCAAGAGUGGCAGGCUCCCCUCUGCCGAUGUCAAAAAUAUCAUCUUCUUUGUUCGUCCCAGACUGGAGCUCAUGGACAUCAUUGCUGAAAAUGUGUUCAGUGAGGACAAGAUGCAUUCGUCACGAGACUUCCACAUUUUGUUUGUGCCUCGGAGGAGCAUGCUGUGCGAGCAGCGGCUGAAGGAGCAGGGUGUGCUGGCCUCUUUCAUCAACAUUGACGAGUACAUCCUGGAUCUGAUCCCCUAUGAUGGCGACCUGCUCUCAAUGGAGUAUGAAAGUGCUUUCAGGGAGUGCUACUUAGAAAAUGACCAAACGAGCCUUUACCACACAGCCAAAGGCCUCAUGACCUUACAGGCACUGUAUGGCACCAUCCCACAGAUAUAUGGGAAAGGAGAAUGUGCACGGCAUGUUGCUAACAUGAUGCUGAGGAUGAAGAGGGAGUUUGCCGGCAGUCAGAAUCAGAUCCUGCCCGUGUUCGAUACUCUGCUCCUCCUGGACCGUAAUGUCGAUCUGCUCACCCCUCUGGCCACACAGCUCACCUACGAGGGUCUCAUUGAUGAGAUCUAUGGAAUCACUAACGGUUAUGUCAAGUUGCCUCCUGAAAAGUUUGCGCAGAAGAAGCAAGGCGAAGCGAGUAAAGAUUUGCCCACAGAGCCCAAGAAGUUACAGCUCAACUCUGCAGAGGAGCUGUACGCAGAAAUACGGGACAAAAACUUCAAUGCUGUCGGAGCGGCGCUCAGCAAGAAAGCCAAAAUAAUUUCAGCAGCCUUUGAGGAGCGCCAUAAUGCUAAAACAGUGGGAGAAAUAAAGCAGUUUGUGUCUCAGUUGCCUCACAUGCAGGCAGCACGAAGCUCGCUGGCCAACCACACCUCCAUAGCAGAGCUGAUCAAGGACAUCACCACAUCUGAGGCCUUCUUUGAUAAUCUAACAGUGGAGCAGGAGUUUAUGACUGGAGUUGACACAGACAAGGUCAACACAUAUAUAGAGGACUGCAUUGCCCAAAAAGAUCCACUGAUCAAGAUUCUGCGUCUGGUGUGCAUGCAGUCAGUCUGCAACAACGGCCUCAAGCAGAAGGUGUUCGACUACUACAAGAGGGAGAUUCUCCAGACCUAUGGUUAUGAACACAUACUAACACUGAACAACCUAGAGAAGACCGGUCUCUUGAAGCCACAGACAAGCUCAAGGAAUAACUACCCCACCAUCAGAAAAACCCUCAAACUGUGGAUGGAGGACGCCAAUGAACAGAACCCAAACGACAUCUCCUAUGUGUACAGUGGCUACGCUCCACUAAGCAUCCGCCUGACCCAGGUGUUGGCCAGACCCGGGUGGCGUAGCAUCGAGGAGGUGCUGAAGAUGCUCCCAGGCCCACACUUUGAGGAGAGACAGCAACUGCCUGCCGGGCUUCACAAGAAACGUCAGCAGGGGGAGAACCGGACGACGCUGGUGUUCUUCCUCGGCGGGGUGUCGUAUGCAGAAAUAGCUGCGCUUCGUUUCCUCUCUCAAAUGGAAGACAGCGGGAUGGAGUAUAUUAUAGCCACCACAAAACUCAUAAACGGUACAACUUGGAUCAAAUCCCUCAUGGACCGGCCUGAAUCCCAGACCUCCUGAAUCACCUGCACGUCCACCUGACCACAUCAAACACCCGCUCCAUCAGAAAACCUCAGCUGCUGUUUUUUUCAUGUCCAUAUCAGUGUACUGCAGGUGUUUCAUUGAUGUCUGGGCAACAACAGGCUCUUUAAAGGUGACCCGUGGGAGUUUCUUCUCUUCAUUUGGUGUUGCAGACCAAAAUGAGUUGUGUUCUUGAGCCCUGAAACACAUGUUAAAUGCAUCUCCUUCUUCGCAAUUGCAAAGCUGUUUUCUGAAUAUUUUAAAUUGUGCAUUGUUGUAUCAGUGUUUACUUGCUAGUCUUUGCCGGUGCCUUUCUACACUUCUUUGUCCAGCACCACCAUCAACUGCAGAUCAGUGGAAUAGUGUGUAGCCAGCAGCAGGAUUGCUAGUGCGUCAGGCCUUGAAUCUAGUUUUUGUAGUGGCGAAACAGUGGAAUUACAUCGCUCAUGUAUGUCCUGUGGCCAAACACAAUGUUCCCAUAGACUUGCAUGACAAAAGACAUGUCUGUACAUCAGUAGAUCUUUUUUUUUUUUUUAGCCACCCAAUUUGAUCCAUUUGGCCCGUUAACAUAAAUAGCCCACUCAGCUGACAGAAGUCUCUAGUACACCUGCUCCAGGGUUUGUUUGUGGCGGCCAACCACAAUGAAGACAUCUGCUGCCAUGUAUUUUUCUUAAUAUUUUUGGAGCUGGACCUUUCAUUAGAAGGGCUAUUGGUAUUUAUAUAUAUACUGUUUGGUUAUUCAACUCACUACAUUCUCGGAGCACAGAGCGUACUAUGGGCACAGAUGGAGCAGCAGAACGGCAGGCGUAGUGAAAUUAAUCUUAACCAUUGAUUGCGCUAGCUCUAAAAGUUUGCAUUCACUCUACUCUGCAGCUCCUCUUAUCCAUUGAUCUGACCUGACCAGCUCUGACCGACUCGACAAAUCAUUUAUUCAACCCACAACAGCACUGCAAUCACAGACCUGCAAAAAAAUUAGAAUUUAGAAAGGGCGUAGAGUAUGAUACAGAAGGUACACUUUUUUUAGCUUCAUGUGCCACUGAGCAACUUUCAUGGGAAUGAACAGAGCCCCACCUCCAACAGUGUAUCCUGUCAGUUUAUACGUCCAUGCAUGAUACAAAGAAAAUGUUGACCCACUUGUAAAAACAUUGCUCCACGGUGCUUCUAGUGGACAUAAACUCCACAGUGUACCUUUGAUUUUUUUCCCCAGUCCUUGAUGUGCACCAAGACAAUAUAAUAUGAAUCUGUUUAAAUGCCACUGUUAUCGUACAUCUCUUUGUCCUCCGGCUACAUCACUUGAGGUCAUUGCUCUACUGUGGAGCUUCUGUAAAUAUGUAUCUAUGAUUAAAAUCUUCGGGAUGUUUGAGAUGAUGUCACGUGUAAGAUGAUUAAAGAUGCACUUCUUUGA
Messenger RNA from Plectropomus leopardus (leopard coralgrouper), 3230 nucleotides. It is a transcript of the gene vps33a, whose product is annotated as VPS33A core subunit of CORVET and HOPS complexes. The record is from RefSeq and is a predicted model, not a curated record. Gene Ontology annotation, biological process: vesicle-mediated transport. Lineage: Eukaryota; Metazoa; Chordata; Actinopteri; Perciformes; Serranidae.